Messenger RNA from Thamnophis sirtalis, 3973 nucleotides. It is a transcript of the gene TBKBP1, whose product is annotated as TBK1 binding protein 1. Gene Ontology annotation, cellular component: cytoplasm. NCBI's taxonomy places the organism in Eukaryota, Metazoa, Chordata, Lepidosauria, Squamata, Natricidae. The record is from RefSeq and is a predicted model, not a curated record.
AGAUUGCCCUUUCCCCUUUAUUUUUGGCCACGGGGAGGUGUGGCAAAGCUGCCUUAGGCCACAAAAGGUGAAGCCACCACGUGGGAUGCGUUAUGGUGUUGCCAGUCUGACGGCUGCACAUUUUGUGGUGUGAGACUGGGGGAGGGGAACAGGAGAGGGCCGCUGGAAAUCGAGGAGGGAUAAGAGCCCGAGGAAGCAACAGCAAAAGAGGAAGAAAAGCACCGGAGAAGCUUCUUCCCCCCCCCCUCCCGCGUACCCAUCUCCUGCAAGCACCUCCCCAAAACAGCCACUUCCAUGGUCUACAGCUGCUAACGAUGGAUUUUCUUUGUCAAGCAAACUGGGAAGUGAUCUAGAUUUGGCCAUGCAUUGAUAUUUCCUGCUAAAUGCUCACUCCUUCCAGACUGUGUCAUGGACUCCAUGUUUGAGGAUGACAUCAGCAUCCUUACCCAAGAUGCCUUGGUGCAGGAUGAUGAAUGGUUGGACAGUCCGAACACUGACCUCUCCAGUGAGAUGUGUUCUGCCUCUCACUUUGCUUUCAUCACAGCAUAUGAUGACAUCAAGAAUCGCUUGACAGGGCUAGAGAGGGAGAACACUAACCUCAAACGGAAGCUAAAGAUGUAUGAGAUCAAGUUUCCAUUGAUCAGUGACUUUGGAGAAGAACGUCUGUUCCCAGCUUAUGAAUCCAAGGAGACUUCUCUUCUGAAGAGCGAGAAAGCCAACCUCCAGCAGCAGUUGAAUCAGUUCCAGCGUGAGCUGCAAAAAAGCAAGGAAAGGGAAGAACAGAUGGAGGAGAUGAUCCAAGCCUAUGAGAAGCUGUGUAUGGAAAAAACGGACCUUGAGUCAGAGCUGGGCCAAAUGAGAGCACUUGUUGAUACACACCUGAAUCGCAUUCGGAGCCUGGAGCAGCAGUUAAGGCAGAGAGAUGGCAACACUUUCCAGAAUCUCAACUCUCAACUUCAAAAUCAAGAAGUUCAGUUCCGAUCACUUCAUGGCACUCAUGUACUGGACCGCUCAAUGAACUGGCCGAGCUCACGGAGCCUGGAACAGGCAGAAGCUUUGGAGGUCCAAAGGUUGGAAGUAGAGCUUGAGAAGUCAAGGCAGGAAAUCCAGAAUUGUCAGCACCGGGAAGAGCAGUUGAAGAAUGAAUGUGAAAGGCUGCAGGCAGAGGUGAAGCAGCUGCAGGAGACCAGGGCUCAGGAUCUCGCAGCUAGUCAGUCGCAAAGGGAUAUGGCAUGGGUGAAGAAGGUUGGAGAUGACCAAGUAAACUUAGCCCUGGCCUACACAGAACUCACCGAAGAGCUAUGCCGCCUAAGAAACCUAACUUCUCUUCAAAGUCAGAUUCUCCGGACUCUUAUGCAGGAACAGGUCAUGAAUGGUGAGCGGCAUUCUCCCCAUUCCCAGCGCCAUUCUCCUGCCCAGCAACGUGGUUCUCCAGCUCCUCAAUGUACGUCUCCAGCUCAACAAGGGAGGCCUUCUGCUCCUCCUAGCCAAUCUCCAGCCCUACAAAGGCGUUCCCCAGGCCCACCUGGUCAAUCCCCUGCACAUCAACGUCGUUCCCCAGCCCCCCCUCCUUGCCAGUCUCCUGUUAGCCAGCGGCGUUCACCAGCUCCACCUCCCAACCAGUCUCCUGCCCAGCAGCGCUGCUCACCAGUCCAAAAUUGUUCAUCACCUGCCAUGACUUCACAACAUAGAUCUCCAGGGGCUGACAGAAACAUUAUGGAUCUGGGAUAUUCUAAGCCCUCCAGUCACCAUAUCAAAGCAAGCUUCCAAGGUCGUCGAAGCUACUCGGAGGUGAGCGACGCUGCUCUGUAUCAACAGAACCGUUCUCUCUGGCUGCAGCCAGAAAUAUCCACCUUACCAAAGCAUCGUCCCUACUGCGAGGUUUAUGCCAGAGACAACUUCGAAGAGCACUUGCGCUUUGAGAAGCAGUCCUCGGAUGAAGACGACUGGGCCCUCCCAAGCCCCCCCAGCCCUGAAGUAGGGGGUAUCCGCUGCGCCUCCUUCUGUGCAGGGUUCCCCAUUCCCGACACCUCCAUGCACCGGAUUGAUGCAUCGUACUCCAGGGCUGAGCAUGCUCAGUCCUGGCCCUCAAUCAAUUUGCUGAUGGAAACAGUAGACUCUGACAUCCGAAGCUGCCCUCUCUGCCAGGUGGCCUUUCCCAUCGGUUAUCCAGAUGAUGCUUUGAUAAAACACAUUGAUUCACACCUGGAGAACAGUAAGAUCUGAGGUCUGUUCCACCGUCUUUCCUCUUCUGGCUUCCUUAAAGAGAUUGCCCACCUCAUACCCACCCCACCUUUCCUGGAUGCUGCAUGAAAAGUGGAGGCACCACAAGGGGCUCUUUUCUCUCUAAAAUACCUCCAAGUUUCCAUUAGACUGAAGCGUGAAUAUUUUUGCCUCUCCCUUGUCUUCUUCUUUGCCUUGGUUUUUAAAGUGGGUUGCCUCUCCUUACUGCUCUUUAUGGGCAGGACCUGCAAUAUUUCUCCAGUGCUUCAACCAGCCACAAAGGUGGGGAAAGGAAUGAUAAAUAUGCUGGAGUUAGGCUUAGCAGGGCACAGUCACCUUCACCGCCUGAUUGUUCAGUACUGAGGUUGCUUCUGGUGAUGGUGAGACUCUUAUUUACAUGGUUCAGUUUUGAUGUCUCUGAAAGAUCUCAGGGUUGGAUGGGUAAGAAAAUAACCCAGGUUUGCGUGUUUUGGGGUGGGAUAGGAGAACAGGUUAAUGAACUCCAACCCACUGAGGGCACAACAAAUCACAAAGUUUUUGUUUGUGCCUGUUUUACACAGGGAUAUCCAAGUGGGUCAGAUUUCUCUGCCUCUUAUGCUACUACAAAGGGUAUUUGGGGUUGGUCGUUUAACAGAUGUAAAAAGCCUUGGCCUCCAAUUGCUGGUACAAGUGUCUUUGUGUUGGUCUUUUACAUUAAAAGUCCACUUUUAGCAAUGCUGCUGAGAAAUAGAGCCAACUUCCAAAAGUGUAGCAUGGACGUUCUUAUGUUAUUGCACUGAAUAAUAAGCUUUUUUUCCCACAAAAGAAGCUCCUCUUUUUGUCUGUGUUGGCUUCUUGUGAGUUGUUCUGGAGGACUUGUAAACUGCACACUUAGGUAGAAGCCGAGAAAGCAUUCCCAUACUUUGGCGACUGUUUUACACACUUUUCACCACUUCACAUCUUGCUUUAGAUAGCUCUUAUAUAAUAACUGUAGCUGCACAUUUUGCCUCAUUAUUCUCUUGCAAUGGCAGCAUGUUGACAUUAUUGGGGUAACAGUGUAAAUGUAAACAUAUUUCCAUAUUUGACACCACUGUAUUUCUUUCAUUCUCUCUCUCUCUCUUUCUCUCUCUCUCCCUCCCUCUUUCUCUCUUCUUACUCUCUCUUUCUCUCUUCUUACUGAAACUAUAUUUUAUUAUACUGCUCUAAGAUAAGGGUCAUGUACAGAUGUAUGGUACCUUUGUGUUCUAGGGAUGGUCUCCUUGGAACAACCUAUCUGUACAUCAGGAUUUAUUUUUCAAAAAACAAGUGGAGAGGGGGAGAAGGGGUUGCAUGGAUUUUCUUCUUCUUGAGGCAACUGUCUUCCUAUCUCCAGGUUCUAUUAACAAAUGUAUGUGUUAAGAUCUACAGCCUGCCUUAUCCCAAGGUCUCGGACUGCCAAUGGGCAAUAGGCAUGAGUCCUUGGGGCUUAUAAUCUAUUUUUUUCCUGCAAACUAAGAAGAAAUUUGAAUUUUAGAGGUAAAUAACAGAAUAGAAACUUCUUUCAAAUGUCAUUUCUCUAGCUCCACCUUUUUGGCCACAUAAAGCCAGGUGGAAUCAGUGUUUCUAAGACUUAAAGCAACUUCUCCCAGGCAGAGGGCUCCAUCUCUGCCGAAAUUUCAUUCUGAUGAUCCUAAUGCCCAUGAUGCUGAGAAAUAACUAAUCCAGUGCAUCUGGGGGAGGCACUGGGUUAAGGGAGACUAACAAUAAUCUCAACAUUUUUUCUUUUCCAUCU